Messenger RNA from Cornus florida, 1920 nucleotides. Its product is annotated as protein BYPASS1-LIKE-like. Bases 404 to 1501 code for a protein of 365 amino acids. The record is from RefSeq and is a predicted model, not a curated record. The transcript has 3 exons. Lineage: Eukaryota; Viridiplantae; Streptophyta; Magnoliopsida; Cornales; Cornaceae.
AGGUGACGUCCUCGUGUGAUUCCUAAAAACCCCUUCUCGCUCCUAUUACAUUUCAAAAAUUGAAAAUUCCCACCGUUGCCCUCUUCUGCCCUCACUCUCUCUCUCUCUCUCUCUCCCCAUCGUGAUCGUCUUUCAGAAUUCUUGGUUCACCGUGAUCGUCUUUCAGAAUUCUGGGUUCACCGUGAUCGUCUUUCAGAAUUCUGGGUUCACCGUGAUCGUCUUUCAGAAUUCUGGGUUCACCGUAAUCGUCUCUCAGAAUUAUGGGUUCAUCGUGAAUUCUGGGUUCAUCGUGAUCGUCUUUCAGAAUUGGGGGUUCAUCGUGAUCGUCUUUCAGAGUUCUGGAUUCAUCGUGAAUUCUGAGUUCAUCGUGGUCGUCUUUCAGAAUUCUGGGUUCUUUACGAAUAUGGCAGCCCUAAAAGAAGGGCUUGAGGCCUUCCAAAAAUACGUCACUGCAUGCUUUCGUGAAUUGCUGGACCGCCCUGAUCUUCUUUGUAUAUCCUGGGUUCAAAAAUUGUUAGAUUCAUUGGUCUUGAUCAUGGGAAAAUUCAACUCUCUAAUUUCUGAUAACAGGUCAUAUUUGAAAGAAAUAGAAAUGAAGCAAUUGAUUUGGCUUCAUAAACUAAGGUGCGACAAAGCUUUGAUGGUGAUCAAAGCUACUUUGGACGGACUAAUAUUCAUAAGACAUAGCAAAGCUAGUUUGGAAGUCUUUUGCUCUGUUUUAGAUGUUAAAAAAUUUGAUACCAUUCUGAGUGCAAGAGCCUCCUUGGAUGAGUUUAUGGAGAUUAUGAAUCACGAGAAAGAGAGCAAUAAAGCUAUUCAAAGGUUUAGGAUUGAAGGUAGACUGGGGUUGCAUCCAUACAGAUUAUUCACUUGGCACACUGAAGAAGAGUUCUCCGUGGCACGAGAAUUAUUUCUUUUUGGCAAGCAUUUUGUAACCCCCACACAAGUUCAGAUUGCUAAAACUGGAGGUCUUGCCCAUGCACUUUUUUCGAUGGGUUAUGUAAUUUUUUUUGCUAUGUGGGCGUUGGCGGCAGCGAUUCCUUGCAGAGAUAGAGAGGCUAGUGGUGCAGUAUUUCGCCGGAAUUCUGUCUAUAGAUACACUUGGUUUUCCCCUUUGAUUUUGCUACGUGACAAAAUUGACAUUGUUGGGAAGAGGGCGGAUAAGGUGAACUGCUCUGGGUUACUUAGUGAGCUGUGUGAUAUGGAAAUGCAUGCUAAAGACUUAAAUGAGAUGAUUGUCCGGUUGAAGGACCCGUUGACUGAGGAAGAGAAGGCAGAUCUCUCUCGCAGAGUAGAAGAGCUAAAAGGGGUUUUGGCAACAAUGAAUGACAGACUCUACCCAAGUCGCAGAAUGAGUAACUCUUUUGAUGCACACCUUAAAAAGGUGUCCAGCACCAUCGGUGUUUUUCGAGCUGAUGUUGCACAUUGGAAGGACAACCCCCUUGGUACUGAUAGCUGUGACGCAGACGUAAAGUACUGGAAAAAGUUCUUUGCAGAGUGAGGGCGAUCUGAACUGAAGCGCUUAUCUUUGGCUUCAUGUGGCUGGUUUUAACCUUUUUGUUGCUCAGUUCAUGGAUUUGAGGAAAUUUUGAUUUGGCUAAAUCACACACAAUCUGACGGCUAGACGUCUUAUAAUUGCUUUGGUAGUUGUUCUAGUGCUGUAUAUUUUUGGUCCCCCAACAAAGCCAUAUAGCUGUUGCUACUUUUGCAGCUUCUUAAAACCUUCCUUUGUUACCUAAUGUGGUAGUAGUCAUUGAUUGUCAUUCUUUGAACACGUGUGAUGGGGAUUUACAAUAGUAUUUUCAUGGAUUUAUUCCCGGUUUUCCAAGGAGACCAACAAAGUGUUUGGAAUGAUUUUAUUGCCAUGAAUAAGUAUGUUAGAUACUUGCUUAUUGCCUUUGUACUACCCUUCUUCGUUUC